AUGGCUGAAGUAGAUCACAGGCGCCAAUCGGGCGGGCACAGGCACAGUGGCAACUUCAACCACAAACGGAAGAGAGGACGAGAGGACGAUGACUUCGAGCACGGCCACCCUCGACAUCGCCAGCGGCAUCAAGAGCCUCCACCAGGAACACGAAUUCGCCGCAGUCUGCUAGAAAUUGCAGAAGACCCCCUACGUCUGCCCCACGAAGUUGCGCAGCAUGUCGCGAAGCUGACUGCCGACAAUUACGAAGAUGAGUAUGUGCGCGACACGUUCUCCACCGUCGCUUUGAAGCUGGUCGUGGAGCAACCCUUCAAGAUUCCUUACGUGGCGGGUGUGGUACUCUAUGCAAACGAGCAUAACGCAGAUAUCGCAAAGGAUGUGGUUGCGAAGGCUGGUGUCCAUCUGCAGGAGCAAAUUGAUGCUGGCAAUUGGCGGGACUUGAAGCUCAUGCUAAGGUUCUUCGCGUGCUUGAGCCAGCUGUAUGAGACAGAUGGCAUCCUACCAAUUUUGGACGAGCUUUUCAACCGCGCGGUUGAUCUACAGACAGCGUCACCAGAGGACACUGUUGGGCCCGAGCUGGUUAAGAUCAUCUUAUUUACUAUUCCGUAUCUACUGGCAUUUGGUGGCGACUCUUCGCUACGAGAUGCGGUAAGCGAGCUGCUGGCCAAGACGGACAUUGUCGCAUCUGCCCCGAACCCACUCGAGCCGCUGGUGGACCCGUACCCAGAGGUUGGCAGCGACGAGGAGAAGCCAAUGGCUUGUGCCAGCACUAUCUCCCUGCUUCAGCGUCAGCUCACCGACGAAGCGGCUAAUGGCUGGCCGCUGAAGUGCAUUCCUCGUGUGUACGAUCCAUCGCUGAGAACUACAGCUGCGAGCGGCGAGAGCGCCGCAGUCAACGGUAAUGGUAGCACGGAACCUGCGAAGCAUAUGUUUCCGAGCAUCAACAUACCGACACCCAUCAAUCCAGGCCCUAACCCACUUUUCCCGGAAAUAUACUUCUCCCUUUACGCCGACCAAGAGAUCCAGUCUGUGCCACCGACCACCAGUAUCGAGGCCUGCUUAAUACGCGAUGUGAUUCUGGACACCAUCAACAUUCUUGACUUCAACCGCAAUGCAACCGCACGCUUCUUGAACGAGAUCGACUGCUUCUGGGCACCUGAUACCUUCGUCAAACGCGCCACAGCCUUCGACAAGCUGCGAGACGCGUCCCCAGACAAGCCGACAUGGAAGCCGGAAGAUGUCACCAUUGAUGCCAUCUUCUCCCAGAUCUUUCAACUUCCCAUGCCUGAGCACAGGCUUGUGUACUACCACUCCCUAAUCACAGAGUCAUGCAAGAUAUCACCUGGUGCCAUCGCACCAAGUCUUGGAAGGGCGAUACGUUUCCUUUUUCGCAAUGUUGACUUCAUGGACAUGGAACUUGCAUACCGCUUCAUGGACUGGUUUGCACACCAUCUCAGCAACUUCGAGUUUAGGUGGAAAUGGGCUGAAUGGAUUCCAGAGCUAGGGUUGUCAGAUCUGCAUCCAAAGAAAGCCUUCAUCAUCGGCAUACUAGAAAAGGAGAUCCAGCUUUCCUUUGCCAAACGCGUCCGUGAUACACUCCCCACAGAGUACCACGCACUUGUCCCGCAAAGCAAGGAGAACGAGGUACCGAACUACAAGUACAACUCUGAUGUUACGCCGUACGCCGAGGCGGGACGCGAAGUGCUUCAUCUGUUGAAGAAGAAAGCGCCGGAAACCGACAUUCAAGCUGCGCUGAAUGCUGUCCACGAGCAAGCUCGCGGCCAUGGCGUCACUGACCCUUUGGUGCCAAGCACCGACAUAUACAUGACCGCCAUCCUGUCCAUCGGCUCCAAGUCGCUCUCGCACGUGCUCUCUACUAUCGACCGCUGCAAGGAACGAUUACUAGCGGUUGGGUCUCAGUCUGAGAUGGCUCGUCGCCAGAUCAUCAGCUCGGUCGUGGAGUUCUGGGCCGAGCAUCCUGGCACCGCGGUCAAUAUUGUGGACAAACUGCUCAACUACACCAUUGUAACCCCCAUGUCUGUUAUCCAGUGGGCGUUGCAAGACCACAUCGACCGCGGCAGAGCAUUGGCAAACAGCCAGAUCUACGAGCUUAUCUCUAUCACGAUGUUCAAGGUCACCAACCGCGUCCGUCAAGUCGUCCGUGAGCGCAAUAAUAUGGCGUUACCGUUCGAGCAAAGGCAGCAGAUUGACGAGGCGCUUCCGCGGGAGAGACAAGGGAUGAGGGAUCUAUUUGCGGCGAUCGAGGAUGCGGUCGCUGGGAUUGCUGCAGGAGCGCAAGACGAAAUGAUUGAGAGGUAUGAUAAUGGCAGCAGCGAGGAGAACGCGAUCAAGACGUGGGGUCAAAGGUGGGCUAGGGUGUGGAGGAGGAAAGCUGCCGUUGAGGAGGCCGUAGUUGGUGAAAGUGCGAUCGGAGCAUUGGAAGCAGCACCUACACCGGAAGAGUCUGCGCCCAUGGUAGAGCCCGAGAUCGAUGACAUGGACCAGGUCGCUUGA
This is a messenger RNA of Baudoinia panamericana UAMH 10762, 2514 nucleotides long. RefSeq lists its product as uncharacterized. The transcript is spliced from 3 exons. Gene Ontology annotation, molecular function: mRNA binding; RNA cap binding. NCBI's taxonomy places the organism in Eukaryota, Fungi, Ascomycota, Dothideomycetes, Mycosphaerellales, Teratosphaeriaceae. Bases 1 to 2514 code for a protein of 837 amino acids. Gene Ontology annotation, biological process: mRNA export from nucleus; nuclear-transcribed mRNA catabolic process, nonsense-mediated decay. Gene Ontology annotation, cellular component: nuclear cap binding complex; nucleus. The record is from RefSeq and is a predicted model, not a curated record.